Ilex paraguariensis (yerba mate) is the source of this 233-nucleotide messenger RNA. NCBI's taxonomy places the organism in Eukaryota, Viridiplantae, Streptophyta, Magnoliopsida, Aquifoliales, Aquifoliaceae. The record is from the annotation of a GenBank genome assembly.
GUGAAUUACUUGAUGGGAUUGGUAAUCUUAAUUUGGAGCGUUUUGUCAUUCGUGAGAACAACUUCACUGGCCUUAUUCCAACCAAAUUAUUCAAUAGUUCAACUCUUAAAUCAUUGGUGCUGAGUAACAAUGACUUCUCUGGUUAUCUUCCAUUGAGCAUGGGGCUUUGGCUUCCCAAUCUCGAAAGUCUUGUGCUCGAUAACAACAAGCUGAAGGGAAUAUUUAAGAGAUAG